AUGGGUCCAGCAUUGGCGGGCACCUCUGCGCGGCGUACAGUGCCCCGUUCGAAUUUUGCUCCAAUCAUGUCCCAGGGUCCUGAUGGCAUCGCGAAACUCGGCGCAGGGCUUACACAGACGACUGCGCCGUCGCUCAAGAAAGAGUCUGCGAAUCGGAAUGUGAGCGUCGACGACGACGCCGAAGUGUAUUCGGAUCCAGACGAUGGUGUAGAAAUUGUGGACAUGGACGAUAUCAGACAGAUGGACUGGAUGGCUCCGGAGAGCCUAAGGAAAGAAAAGUUCGUGAAGAAGAAAGGCGUCAAGGUGAAGAAAGAAGAUCAUGAAGACAAGAAGAGAAAAGGUGUGGCGAAGCCGGAGGCCAUGGAUGUGGACGUCACGCCGGAGCCGGCGGAGGUCAACCUGGCCAACGCGGUUGACUUGAGUGAAAGCGAGGAAGAAGAAGAAUUAGAGGACAUUAUCGACGAUUUUGCGCUAGGGAAUGACGUUGAAGAGGAUUCCAAUAUCCGACAAGAGCGUCUGUACUUCUUCCAGUUUCCCAGUCCAUUCCCCAAAUUUGUAUCCAAUGCACUGUCACCGCCAUCACCGCCACCACCUGUGGACUUUGAUCCUGCAUCGGCAGAUAGUGUAAAGCCAGAUGUUCCGAAGAAAGUUACGUUCGCGCAGGAUACGAAGCCACCCGCUUCGGCCGCGCCUACUGGCCCACCAGUUCCCAGAACGCCUGACUCUCAAGGCAAACAAGAAAAGACUGAAGAACUAAAAAUCGACGGUACGAUUGGCCAGCUUGAGAUCUAUGAGAGCGGUGCAGUCAAAAUGCGCCUAGGAAAUGGUAUUGUCAUGGACGUCACAGCAGCAACACAGCCGUCCUUCCUACAGCAAGCAGUAUUCGUAGAUGCCGCGAACAAGCGCUUGUGUGUUCUGGGUGAAGUGAACAGACGCUUCAUCGUUACGCCUAACAUCGAGACGCUGCUAUCUAGCAUGGAGCUGGCUGAACAGCCUGUGCCGCCGGAAUUAGGAGAAGGGCUGCUCACAAUAGAUACAGGCUGGUGA
Fibroporia radiculosa is the source of this 1047-nucleotide messenger RNA. RefSeq lists its product as uncharacterized. Gene Ontology annotation, biological process: transcription by RNA polymerase III. Bases 1 to 1047 code for a protein of 348 amino acids. Gene Ontology annotation, molecular function: DNA binding. The record is from RefSeq and is a predicted model, not a curated record. NCBI's taxonomy places the organism in Eukaryota, Fungi, Basidiomycota, Agaricomycetes, Polyporales, Fibroporiaceae. Gene Ontology annotation, cellular component: RNA polymerase III complex. The transcript is spliced from 4 exons.